AUUGUCAAUAUCGAUAAAAGCCCCUCAAAACACACUCUCUCUCUCCUCUUGAUACUCGCAAUACCCCACCUUUUCCCGAAGACACUGCGGCCAUGGAUACGGUGGAGAAGCUGGUGGCGCAAAUCCAAGGGCUUUCUGGUAGCGUCGGAGAUUUGAAUCAACUCCACCAUAUCCUCAAACAAUCCGAAGACUCCCUUCGUCUCAAUUCUUCUCGCUUGGCCCCUUUCCUCCAUCAGCUCGACCCUUCCGUUCACUCUCUCGGAUAUCUUUACUUCCUGGAUGCUUACACAUAUUCAGUAUCAAGAGAUGGAGCUAAUGAGGUGGCUCUUUUAUUGGCCAGAUUUAUUAGUUCUUGCCUGGCUGAACAGAUCCGACUUGCACAUCAUAAAUUUAUAAGUGUCUGCAGGAGGUUUAAGGACCAAGCUAUAGUGCUUUCAGAGCCCAUGAGAGCUGUUGCCCCAAUGCUGAUAGCCAUCCGUAAAAUUCGGCCUUCUUCCGAACACCUUACAACUCUGCAUCCUGACUUUCUCCUUCUCUGUAUUUUGGCAAAAUGCUAUAAGACCGGUCUAUCUGUGUUAGAGGAUGAUGUCUUUGAGGUUGAUCAGCCGAAGGACCUUUUUCUUUACUGUUACUAUGGGGGAAUGAUUUGUAUCGGACUAAAGCAAUUCAAGAAAGCAUCAGAGUUUUUCCACAACGUGGUUACUGCUCCUAUGUCUACAUUAAAUGCAAUAGCUGUUGAAGCAUACAAAAAGUACAUAUUGGUUUCACUAAUUCACCGUGGGAAGUUCAACACUCAUUUUCCAAAAUAUACAUCUACGGUUGCUCAGAGGAGUUUGAAGAAUUUCAGUCAGAUCUACCUUGAACUAGCAAACAAUUAUAGUAAUGGGAAUUUGGCUGAUCUAGAGACAUUUGUUCAGGUGAACAAGGACAAGUUUGAAGGGGAUAACAAUCUUGGGUUGGUGAAGCAGGUUGUUUCAUCCAUCUAUAAGCGAAAUAUCCAGAGAUUGACUCAAACCUACUUGACUUUGUCCCUUCAAGAUAUAGCCAAUACAGUGCAAUUGAACAGCCCCAAGGAAGCAGAGAUGCAUGUGCUUCAAAUGAUUCAAGAUGGUCAUAUCUAUGCUACAAUCAACCAGAGAGAUGGAAUGGUUCAAUUCCUUGAGGACCCAGAACAGUAUAAGUCGUGUGAGAUGAUUGAACAUAUAGACUGCUCCAUUCAGAGGAUAAUGGUUCUAUCAAAGAAACUAGCUUCUGUAGAUGAACAGAUAUCGUGUGAACCACUGUACCUGACAAAGGUUGGGAAAGAACGGCAACGCUUUGACUUUGAUGAUUUUGACAGUGUGCCCCAAAAAUUUAACAUUUGAGUCAAGAAUGCUCCAGUCUUGGUGCAUUGCUCACAGUUGUUUUGUCUGUUUAUAUAGUUCAGAGAACAGAUCAACUGUUUAGGUAGGAACUUUUGGAUCAUCUUCCAAUAUUCAAAUAUGAUUAACGUUUUUGCUCAAGUGUCAUCCGCCUUUGCUUCCGUACAGUCCAUUACAGGAUAAUGAGAAUGUUGUUGGUGUUACAUUUAAAUGUUCAACGCUACAAUAUGUGGCCAUUGAUGUACUUGUGAGUUUCUUAUGGUUAUCUUAUGGUCCUUUGACAAUCA
Spinacia oleracea (spinach) is the source of this 1648-nucleotide messenger RNA. RefSeq names its product COP9 signalosome complex subunit 3. Bases 93 to 1364 code for a protein of 423 amino acids. The record is from RefSeq and is a predicted model, not a curated record. Lineage: Eukaryota; Viridiplantae; Streptophyta; Magnoliopsida; Caryophyllales; Amaranthaceae. Gene Ontology annotation, cellular component: COP9 signalosome. The transcript is spliced from 11 exons. Gene Ontology annotation, biological process: ubiquitin-dependent protein catabolic process.